AUGAGCAACAAGGUCGUCUCCCAGGUGUACAGGAGCAUCAUUGACGAUGUCAUCAACAACGUACGUCAGGACUUUGAAGAGAUGGGAAUCGAGAAGGAGGUGCUAGAAGAGUUGCAGAGAUCCUGGGAAGCCAAGAUUGUGGCUACGCAGGUUGCCGAAUUCGAGGGCGCUCCCGCCUUGCCGCCUACCAAGUCGCGGUCGAGCAAAAAACAAGAGCCCAAGACCGAGGUCAAAGCCGAAGAUGGUAAUCGUACCAAUGGUCAAAGUUCCAGCAGCAAUGGUGCUGACCAGCAUCGUUCCAAAGUGCCUCGAGCCGAUGGAUCUACCGAUGUCGCAGGUGCUGCCGAUAGCGGAGCACAAGACGCAGCAGCUGCAUCCACCAAGACAGAGGAUGAUGAUGCCGCUGCCGGGCAGAAGCGCAAGCGCAUCAGCGACGACAACGAGAUCGGAAGCGACCUCGACGACUCUGACGACGAGGAUGCAGAUGGCGGCGCUGACGGCGACAACGAUGACAUGGUCCUUUGCCUGUACGACAAGGUCCAGCGUGUCAAGAACAAGUGGAAGUGUGUUCUCAAGGACGGCGUUGCAUCCAUCGAUGGUCGUGACUAUCUAUUUGCCAAGUGCAACGGCGAGUUCGAGUGGUAG
This is a messenger RNA of Ustilago hordei, 645 nucleotides long. RefSeq lists its product as uncharacterized. The transcript has 2 exons. Gene Ontology annotation, cellular component: transcription factor TFIIA complex. The record is from RefSeq and is a predicted model, not a curated record. Bases 1 to 645 code for a protein of 214 amino acids. Lineage: Eukaryota; Fungi; Basidiomycota; Ustilaginomycetes; Ustilaginales; Ustilaginaceae. Gene Ontology annotation, biological process: transcription initiation at RNA polymerase II promoter; transcription by RNA polymerase II.